Gadus chalcogrammus (walleye pollock) is the source of this 4981-nucleotide messenger RNA. Its product is annotated as bridging integrator 2-like. Bases 431 to 2227 code for a protein of 598 amino acids. The record is from RefSeq and is a predicted model, not a curated record. The transcript is spliced from 12 exons. Gene Ontology annotation, molecular function: phospholipid binding; protein binding. NCBI's taxonomy places the organism in Eukaryota, Metazoa, Chordata, Actinopteri, Gadiformes, Gadidae. Gene Ontology annotation, cellular component: cytoplasm; phagocytic cup; podosome. Gene Ontology annotation, biological process: phagocytosis, engulfment; podosome assembly; plasma membrane tubulation.
UGGCAAUGACCCAAGAAGAUAAUACAGUUUUUUUUUCCGAUCAAUUCUAAAUCCCACCCCGAAUCCUAAAUCCCAACCGAAACAGCUGAAACAACAACAAUCGUACAACAACUCCAGCAAGUUCCAACUCGAGAAGAAUUCAGCGGUGGUGAUGAUGAUGAUGAUGAUGAUGAUGAUGAUGAUGAUGAUGAUGAUGAUGAUGAUGAUGAUGAUGAUGACGAUGAUGACGAUGAUGACGUCAGCCCCACUUUGGGGCGCGUCUCGGAACAAAACACCCCGGGGGGUCUAGGUGAGGCUCAGUCUGGGUGCGUGGCUUGAUGACACCGUGUUCAGCGUGGUCCCUCCUCCUCCGUGCUGUGACACACACACAUCGCAGACCUUACAAGUGGGCAAGUUUCACAAGUUGCUUGGAGUUUGAGAGAAGAUCACGAUGGCAGACAACCAGAAGACGGGUCAGAACCUCCAGGCUGGAGCCGGGAUCCUGGCCAAACGGGUCCAGAAGUCCCUGAACCGAGCUCAAGAGAAGGUCCUCCAGAAACUGGGGAAAACGAUGGAGACCAAGGAUGAGCAGUUUGAGCAGUGCUCCCAGAACCUCAGCAAGCAGCAGGCGGACGGUGUCAGGUUAACCAAGGAUGUCCGCGCUUACUUCACAGCUGUGAAAGCAAUACACGAGUCAUCUAAACGUCUCUCCCAGACGCUGAAGGAUGUCUAUGAGUCUGAUUGGAACGGCGGAGAAGACCUCUCUGACAUCAUUGAAAAAGAGGACUUGAUGUGGAACGACUACGAGGAGAAGAUGUCGGAUCAGAUUGUGCGCACUAUGGAGAACUACACCGCGCAAUUCCCCGAGGUCAAGGAACGAGUGGGGAAGCGCGGACGCAAGCUGGUGGAUUACGACUCGGCGCGUCACCACCUGGAGGCGCUGCAGGGAGCCAAGAAGAAGGACGACGGCAAGAUGGCCAAGGCAGAGGACGAGUUCAACAAAGCACAGAAUGUUUUUGAGGAACUAAACAAAGAGCUGAGAGAGGAGCUGCCUGUUCUCUAUCAGAGCCGAAUAGGUUGUUACGUAACAGUCUUCCAGAAUAUAUCGAACCUCCGGGAUGUCUUCUAUAAGGAAAUGAGUCUGUUGAACCAUGAGCUGUACAACGUGAUGAAGAAACUGGAGACUCAGUUUUCGGGGAAAGCCUUCAUCAUCAAGGGCCUGAACAGCUCCAGCUCCAAGUCCAAGAAGAGGAAGUCCAUCGUCAUCUCCAACCCCAUCCCCUGCAACACGGCCUUCCCCAGCGACCACGUCUCCCAGCGCCCCACCGGCCCGGAUGCCCCGGCCCCCAACACACACACACCCUCGCAGGAACCCCUCAACUGGGACAACGCUGCCGGCUCCGCCUCCAAAGACCCCCCCUCCUCCUCCUCCUCCGUGUCCGAGCUGGACGACCUCGGCUCAGAGUGCUCGGACACGCCCAAGCGCCAGUCGGCGUGCGACGGGGAGAGUGGCUCGGAGAGGCGGAGCCCGGACCGCACGGCGGCAGAGGCAGAUCUGCCGGAACUCGGCUCCAGCCAAUCGGAUGACUCCGGGGUGGGUGGACCCACGCCAGAGGGGGCGGGGCAGGAUGUGGCCCCUCCCCUCCCGCCUGUGAGAGAAGCCAAGGCCAAGGCCCCUCCCGUUCCUACUCCCCGCACCUCCUUUGGGGCCGCAGAUCGACGGUCAGACUCCCGCGGCAAGGCAGGGGCAGAGGCAGAGAAGCAAGAGGUUGAGGCAGAGAAGCAAGAGGUUGAGGCAGAGAAGCACGAGGUUGAGAAGCAGGAGGUGGAGGCUGAGAAGGUGGAGGCAGAAAAGCAAGAGGUGGAGGCUGAGAAGCAAGAGGUGGAGGCUGAGAAGCAAGAGGUGGAGGCAGAGAAGGUGGAGGCAGAGAAGGUGGAGGCAGCGAAGGAAGAGGCAGCGAAGGAAGAGGCAGAGGCAGCGAAGGAAGAGGUGGAGGCAGAGGCAGCGAAGGAAGAGGUGGAGGCAGAGGCAGCGAAGGAAGAGGUGGAGGCAGAGAAGGCAGAGGCAGGGAAGGAAGAGUUGGAGGCAAAGAAGGAAAUAUCAGAAAAGGACUCCCCCCAGCCCUCAGACUCCCUGUGCAAGGGGGGGGCAGCAGCGAGUCAGUCGAGUUCAGGAGGAGAAGGCGUGCUUGCGCAGCCGCAGGAGGACGUGGCCGGGCCAACCGCCGACAUUCCAGAUGUACUUUGAAGGCGUGCUUAAGGAGGUCAGAGAGCUGGAUGCAGGGACGUAGCGGCCCACUCUGGGGUCUGUCAGAGGAGUUUGUUGGCCAAGGCUCUCGAUGAGGCAACACAACGACCCUGUCCUCCUCCCAUGGAGCACUGGGAUUCACACGCAAACAGGGCAGAGUGGAGCCACAUGUUUGGACCAGAGAGGAACACGUCCCUCAUGGGCUCCUCCCAUGCUCAGCCGCUGAUGCUGGUGUCUCAUUUCAGAAGAUUCUUUCUAUAUUUGCUUACGGUCUUAAACAUGAACAAAUGUUUUGUGUGUGUGUGUGUCGAUGCAGUAUUUCUUUUUCAACCUUAAUGCUGUGAAUGUAAGUAAGCUGUUUUUAUACUCCAGAUGUCUUUUCUUAACGUUUCUUAAUAAAGUAAAGCCCAAUUAGGCUGGGUAAAGCCCAAUCACCUUAGUACAUAGCAUGAAUAUCUUUUACAAUCUCUCUUGAAUCAGCUCUAACAUCUAAUGCCCUCUGCAAAGUGGUGGUGGGGGAGGGAGGGUAUUCAGUAUCAGCAACCUCACUGCUAGGUGCUGCUAAAUUAUACUCACUGGACCUUAAAGGGAAGGAGAAUUGACUGUCUUGUAGGCUAGUACCAUCAUCAUCUUGAAACUGAUGCAAUCUACUACAGGGAGCCAGUGGAAGUCCCUGAAGAGGAGGGUCAAAUGGGAGAAGGCACGCUGCAGCAUUCUGGAUACGCUGCAGCGGUUUAAUCGCAGAGUCAGGGAGUCCAGCCAGGAGCGAGUUGCUGUAGUCAAGAUGGAGUUGACAAGCGCUUGGAACAGGAGCUGGGGUGCUUCCCUCGUGAGGAACGGCCGGAUCCUGCGGAUGUUGUAGAGGGCAAAUCUGCAGGAUCAGGUUACCGCGUCGAUGUUUGCUGUGCAGCAUAGCUGAUUGUCCAGUUACACACCGAGGUUUAUGGCAGUGGGUGAUGGAGAUACAGCGAUGACCGCGACAGUGACGAGUCAGUCCAUGUGAGGGCAAUCUUUCCCUGGCAUAAGGAGAAGCUCAGUCAUGUUGAGGUUACGCUUCAGGUGAUGGGCAGUCGUUAAAGUGCUGAUGUCUGAAAUGCAUUUUGCAAUCAGGAUGUUGCUAAACGAGGGCAAAGAGAGGAAUAGAUUAGUGUCAUCAGCGUGGCAGUGAUAGGAGAACUGUGGGAUGUGAUUACAGAGCCCAGGGAUCUGGUAUUUAGGGAGAACAGAAGGGGUCCCAGUACACAGCCUUGAGGGACACCAGUGUCGAGCAUGCAGGGUUUGGAGAAGAAGCCAUUCCAUGUGACCUAAUAGGUGCGAUUCGUCAGGUAAGAUGUGAACAAAGAUUUGAGCAGAGUCAGCAAUGUCGAGUUCGGCAGAAGUGGCGAGGUGGAUCUGGUGGUUCACGGUGUCGAACGCUGCGGACAGCUUGAGGAGAAUGAGGACCGAUGAGAGGGACGAGGCUCGGGCAGCACGGUGUGGGCAAUAUAUAUAAAUGUGAAAGUCUCCCUCUUCUGACUCCCACAGUCAUCUGCCAGGGCAGUGCGGACAAGCAGACCCAACCUUUGUGGCCUGAGCAAGGUUAGCUGAUAUUGUGGCUUCAAACAAACAGCUCAUGUUUCUAAACAAAUUUCAGAUGAAUUCCCUUUCUCAUCGAUGUCAGAUGUUCUGAUUUCCUGAUUCCCUCGUCACCCCUCUGUUCUCUUGUUCUUGUAGUUUAGUAUGGGAAACUGGCAAGCAAACAUUGAGGAGGGAAACCAGUUAAGUGUGACUGAGAAAGGGUGCAAGGCAAUUCAGGAUCAAACCAAGGUGACGCUUACAUGAGCACAUGGUUGAAGUGGGCAAUAUAUAUUAAUAAUAUAUAAUAUUAUUAUAAUAUUUGCUUGGCACUAAGUGCACAGUACACAACAACCCCCUUUGCCACCUUCAGACCCUCAACCAAGGUACCAAAGAACAUAAUGGGUAGCCCAACUAGCAGCAUUUGAUUACGCUGCACUGAUUUCACUGUGCUGACCGAUCUGGCAGCAAUAUAAGAUCGAGAAGUCCAGGACCACGUCAUAUCAUCCACAAGGAAAUUGGCAAUGUGAGAGAUCUUAUAGGACACUGAACGACCUGCACAGAUAUCUUUCCACUGAUAAGAAGCCGAUGUAUCCAAACUACAUCUCCCAGCUGAUGUAGGUAUACAGCACCUCGACACAUCGCUCUAUUGGCUAUUCCCCUUAUACCCUCAUGUUUGAGGUACAACCCCGGCUCCUGGUGUACUUCCUCUUGGGACCAGAUUAUUUAGAAGAAACAACCAGAUUCUCGGACGAGGGGGUCCGGCAGCAUCAGGAACCGCUUCCGGUGCCGUACAAUCUGGCCCAGAAGAGGCAGCAGACUGCCGCCAGCACCACCACAAUAUGCAUGGAGGAGCAGGAUCAUCCCUUUCAAGGUUGACCAGUCCUUUACAAAGUGGUCAAAGGGCCAACUGAACCUGGAAGACCGUAUACCAGCACACUGGUAAUGUACGACGGGCGCACCGGACCGGUUGCGGAAGGCGCAGCUUGAACCUUAACCGUACACAACAAUGGUGCCCCAGCCAUUCCCACAUUAUUGCCACCAAGACAUUGACCCUUAUAGGGAUGCACACGAGGAGACCAAAGCUGGGAUAGGUUGGGAAAUACCCCCUCAACCUGCUGCAACAUGAUGUUCAACAGCCCAUCCCUUACCGAGCAGGGAGCACCCAAGGAGUGGUCCACAGGGUUUUUUAGGAUGAUU